This is a messenger RNA of Pocillopora meandrina, 10092 nucleotides long. Lineage: Eukaryota; Metazoa; Cnidaria; Anthozoa; Scleractinia; Pocilloporidae. The record is from the annotation of a GenBank genome assembly.
CUUACGCAAGAAAAGUCUUGUGCACCUUACGACUUGCAUCAGCUACUAAAGGCCUGUACUUCGAACGCCUUUUCUCAAAAUCACUAGAAAUUGAAAAUGUGGUCUACUUUAAACACUUCUCGAAGAUCUCUCAAGCAUCUUGCCAGGGUUGCCCGUCAUGUGGCUUCGCUGAGAUCGUUUGGGUCUGUCAGCAAUCAGGUACGACUCGAUCGCUAUAAGUGCCGGUUAUUUGACAUAUAUGUACCACUUCUAGAUUUCCUAAUUAUCGGUCUCGUUUUCGCCACCAACAGAGAAUUAUUACCGAAGAUAUCCUGUCAAAAAAUGGAUUCUGCAAAAGUCGGCCUUACAGGUAAGAUUACGGUAGUUUGUUGGGUAGCUAAGAUAUUUUAAAGGUAAUCCAGUUUUCCACGUGGUCUCCAUAAGGGCCAAUAAUCGCUCCAGUUCUUAAAUGUGGCUGAUAGAGAUGGAAAAAAAUUUUCAUACCAAAUUCUCUUGAUUUGUUACUUUCCAACUUGAGAAAAAAUUGGAGGAGAAUAUCUUUCAGUAAACGAGUUCAACUUCAAGUUUGAUUGAUCUACUGUAAGUACACGUACAUAUCUUAUGUAAUCGACCGUUAGGAAACUUCAUACAGUUUAGAGACUGUUUCUGGGUUUUUACUGUUCCCGUGUUGUUCACGAUCUCAUUCACGUAGUCUACGUAGGCUUAAUUCUUUGAGGUCUUUUAUUUACGCCAUAUGUCCCCUAGAAAUACUAUGAAAAACCUUUCGUAGGGUUUCAUGCAAGACUUCUACCAUAUUGUAUAAAUCCUAAGUUCUGGCAAUUCAGCGGGAAUGUUUACAUGUCUUCCAGCUGAUCAUCUGAAUUCAGAUAAUACUUGUGCGCAGAUACACUUGUCGAAACAUGAUCCAACAUUUUUGUUGGGAAUUGUAUAAUUUUACGUGUACCUUUGAGAAGAAGGUACAAUCAGGUGAUACAAUAUCCUUCAUAUAAGCUACCUUUCGUUUUUCUCGUAGCCUUUCUUCUUGACGAUGUACCCGCACUGAUAUUGUAAGGAGUAGCAUGCAUCUACAUCUGUUGUUCAUGAAGUAAAUAAUAAAUUGCAGAUAUUAUACUUAAACUUUGGAGACAUCAUACCUACUGACAAAUACACUUACCACUCACUCCUGGUAGCAAAAGAAGCACUAACAUGUAACUUCUUCAUAUAAUGUCCAUGAAUUAUCUAGCAAACAGGUAAUUAGAAUACUCAAACCUAUCAGGUAGAAAUUUUUAUAUUGAUCUAACACUAAAUUCCCAUAACUGAUAUACAGGGAAGGGUUUUACAGCUAGAGGUGACCUUUAAUCUCCUACAGUUGUUUUGUUAGUCAAAUUCAUCGUAAGAAGAUGUACAUAAGAAGAACUGUUUGCAUACGUGUUAUGGUUGUAAAUUUAUAUUGGAAGUCAUACAAAAUAAGUUUGAAUUUAUGUCAUAGCUCUGAAGCUGUGCGAGGUGCAGUUUGUGGUAUUGAUCUUGGAACAACAAACUCCUGUGUGGCUGUGAUGGAAGGAAAGACACCCAAAGUUCUUGAAAAUGCAGAGGGAUCCCGAACCACACCCUCAGUCGUAGCCUUUACCAAGGAAGGAGAGAGACUUGUUGGUACCCCAGCUAAGAGACAGGUAAAUUAUUGUACAAUUAUUUUGAAAAUUUAUCCAUUUUAAAUAUGCUCACUUGCAUCUAGUUUAUUUGCCAGUAGCUUCUAAGACUUGCACUGGUCCAAAGGUUAAUGUACACAGAAGUUUCCAAAGUAACUUGUCAUCUAAAGAUCAACUUUACAGGACAGAUUUUUUAAGCAUCAAGCUGCAUUAUUCACUCAACAACCAUGGUAUGUGCUGUGUUACUAAUUAAAGCUUCAUCAUGUUUGAAACUUUUUCCUCAGGCGGUUACAAACCCAGAAAAUACAUUGUAUGCCACCAAAAGGUACAUUGGUCGCAGAUUUGAUGAUCCUGAGAUCAAGAAAGAUGCGUAAGUAUUUGGAUAAAUUUUAUGCCAUGGAUGCAUUUUUAUGUAAAGUGCUUUUAGAAAGCAACCGACUUUGAACUCUGGUCAAUGAAACAACAGCUAAUGAAUUUUUCCUAUUUUAGACAAAGUGUGUCAUUCAAAAUAGUCAAAGCCUCAAAUGGGGAUGCAUGGUUUGAAGCCAAUGGCCAGAUGUAUUCACCAAGUCAGGUUGGAGCUUUUGUACUCAUGAAAAUGAAAGAGACAGCUGACAGUUACUUAGGUACAACAGUCAAGAAUGCUGUGGUCACUGUGCCUGCCUACUUCAAUGACUCUCAAAGACAGGUUUGUAUUGCAUUUCAUGUAUUAAAAUGAUAGCUCUACAUGAUACACUUACGGUGUAAAUUUGUCAAUGUUGCUUUACAAUUGAAUCAACUUUAUUUAACAAGACAUAACUUUAAACAGUUAUUCAACUGAGAAACUUGUAGCCCUCAAUCCAUAUGGAUAAUGAUAAAUACUUGUAUGUGCAGAAACACAAAUACACUGUAUAUAUAUAAGUCUGAUAUUAAAAAGGAAUGGCAAGGUAGAUUGGACAGCUAAAUAAGAUUUAUAAAGCAUUUUGAUUAGGAGUACUACUCAGUGCAAAAAUCAGUAUAGCAGUUGCAGCAUUGCAAUCAAGACAAUGUAAUAGCCUGAUCAUGAUUAAUCUUCAUUUAGUUAAAGUAAUCCACUUUGCAGUACCUACAGUUGGUAAAAAAUAAACAUGGGCUGCCUUUCUGAAGGUGGUUUUAGAAAUCCUGACUUUCCUCAAAGUAUUUGGCAGGGAAUUCUAGAAUCCAGUAACAGAGAUAUCAAAAGCUCCUCCUUCCUCAGAUUUGCAAUUAAAGGGAGCACAGACAAGAUUUAGGUUUCUGUGGCAACCAGCUCCUUUAAAUCUGUACAACAUCUUAAUAGAUCUUGUAUAAAUGCAGGGAAGCUUCCUUGUAAAUUUAAGUCCUCAAGAAAUAAUUUACAUGUGUUGGCCUCAACUCUGUCAGAAAAUGGGAGCCAUGCCAAUGAUGCACAUAUUAAUUUUAGUUAUUGAAUGUGAAAAUUCUUUCUGUGCAGGCCACAAAAGAUGCUGGCCAGAUAGCUGGAUUGAAUGUUCUGAGGGUGAUUAAUGAACCCACCGCAGCUGCAUUGGCUUAUGGCAUGGACAAAUCUGAAGACAAAAUGUAAGUUGUUGCUACCCUUCUGAUCAGCUUGUUACUGUUGCCCGUUGUAUUUCUGGUAUUAUUGUUGUUGGGAACAGUGCAGGGUUUUGCUAAGAACUUAGCCUGCCAGUUGAAAUUUCAUGUGAGGCAGCUUAAAAAAGGUAUUUUGGGUGCAACUAGAUUCCUGACUCAGUAACAGCAUUUUGUUCCCAGUUCUUUACUACACUUUGAAAAAUGAAGUGCUCAAAAGAAUGUUUUGAAUUAUUUUACUUGUGAUAUGUUACUAAUACUUAGAUUAAUCAGACAUAUACAUUUAUCUACCCAUAAGUCCCCUCAGUAAGAUGAUAUUGGGUUGAUAUUGAACAAUUGUAGGGUUAUAACAUCAGAGGUGCUGUUGUGCUUUACUAAGGGAUCUCCAGCUAAAAAUGCAGCCAGCAAUACCUGCUUUCUCAUCUGAAAAAAUUUGCCAGCAGCUGGUACUUAGCUACAACCCUGACCAUAAACAGUGAGAUUAAUCAAUCCCAUGUACUUUUGAAUAUGCAUUGAAGGAAGAAAUGCCAUUGAAGGAAGCAAAUGGAUUGAAGGAAGUUUAAAGUAGAAUUUUGAAUUUUUUGUUUCAACCUAUAGAAUUGCAGUGUAUGACCUUGGUGGUGGCACCUUUGAUAUCUCCAUCUUAGAAAUACAGAAAGGAGUUUUUGAGGUGAGAAUCAGCAUUAACUACAUGUAAUUGUACAAUCCAAGUGUAGCUCAAUGAUAAGGGAACCAAAAUAUGCUCAUUAAAAACAUGCAUUGUACCCAUGUGCAGGAAGACCAAAAUUAAUUCAUGCUAUAGAGUAUGAACGAGCAGUUAAAACUUGUGCUUAAGUUGCAGUAAAUGUACAUCAAUCUCUUUUAGUUUCAUUAGGAUUUGUUUAUUUUUUCACCAUGGUGAUUCUGAGAACUUAACACAGGUUUCACUUGCUGGCAAAUUUGCAUUAACCCUCAACACCCUGAGAGUGAUAAGCAUUUAAUUUCUCCAUCCUGUAUCACCACUGAAUCACACAUAGGUCACAGGAAUAAAGAAAAUGGUCACUAACUAAAGAAGCUCUUGAUUGUUAAACAAAUACUCCCUGUCAGCACCCUAGGAAAUGUAUAGAGAACAGUAUGGAGAAUAUGCAUACUGAUGUUAGGGUACAAAGGGUCAAGGUUUACUGGCCAAAAAACACUGUACAGUGUACAUACACUUGUACACCCUGUAAUUACACUUGCACUUAACUAAUUUCCUUGAUCCACAGGUUAAAGCCACAAAUGGUGACACAUAUCUUGGCGGAGAAGACUUUGACAACAAACUGCUUCAGCAUUUUAUUACAGAAUUCAAAAGAGAGGUUAAUUCUACUUGAAAAAUUUUAUCAGCACAGUCUUUCUAUUUUUACAUCAACGUUGAGAAAUUGUAAACUCACUUUUUUCUGAGAUAUCAUCAAACCUAAAACUCAUAGAGUUUGAAUUUAAAUUUCAGAGUGGAGUUGACUUGUCCAAGGAUAACAUGGCUUUGCAGAGACUAAGAGAAGCAGCAGAGAAAGCUAAAAUUGAACUGUCAUCGUCAGUCCAAGUAUGUAUUUUUACAGUGAAUAAUGCAUCAAUGUAGUUCACGAAAAAAAUUAAACCAUAUUUAGACCAACUUUUUUUAUUGUAAAGGAAUAGCUGGGAAAGUUUCUACAGAAACUGUGGUACUGCAUGGUAGGGGGUAUUACAAUAUACUGUAAUUUGGUUUUAUCAACUGCGUUUUUACUGUAAACUGGCCUCUGUAAGAAGUUUCCAGAUCUGAUUUUUAGAGCACAACUGCUUUGUCACCCUCAAAAACUCUUUGGAGUGGCCAAUGAAUAAGUUGCCAGUUAUUGGAUCCUUGCAUUUGCACAAAGAUUUCUGGGAUCACCACAGGGAAAACAUUGCAAGUUGUCAGAGGAAAAUGGAUGGCAAGAAGUUGUUUCAACAUCCAAAAAAAUUUAUUUUGAAUGGAGAUGAAUGCUUUUUCAUGGCAGUUUUAUCACAAAUGGAUGAAAGUGAUGUUGCUACAAGAGAGUUUUACAGGAAUUUCCAUGUAUUAACUGUUCAUAAGUUUUUAUUUCCUGCUAAUAUAGAAUUUGUUCUUUUGAAAAUUCUUUUGUAUAUCAGUUAUUUAUCUUGUUUUGUCAAUUUUUUACAGACAGACAUUAACUUACCUUACAUCACAGUGGAUUCCAGUGGACCUAAACACUUAGCCAUGAAGUUGACACGUGCAAAGUUUGAGUCUCUUGUCAGUGACCUGAUCCAGAGGACUGUGGAACCCUGCAAGAAAUGCCUGAAAGAUGCUGAUAUUAGUAAAAGUGACAUUGGCGACAUUUUGUUGGUUGGUGGAAUGACAAGAAUGCCCAAGGUACUGUUAUUUUGCUUGGCUCAAAGAAAUUUCACUGGCAUUGUGUUUGUAUGAACCUGGACUACAUUUAGUAAUUGUUAUACUGUGGCAGAAUACAGAUACGUCACACUAUUGUUUUCAUUGUUUCUAAUUUCCGGUAGUGAUGAAAUUCUAUUGUGAUGUAUACUGUGUCUUCUACACCAGGUAAGAGCCCAAACUCCCACAUCAGCCCCUUCCUCUCUCUUCCUCCCCCUCAAAAGAAAAGAAUAAAUCUUGUUUCAGCUCAUUUUAGCUGGCUAAUAUUUCACUCAGCUCAGCAAUUUGUUCAGAAUAUUGUAUAAAGUCAAGCAGAAAUUAGCACUUGUAGCAGCAAGCAACAAAGACAAAUUAAGUUUUGCUGAUGUGUUUUGUUACCAGGUUCAAUCUACUGUUCAAGAAAUUUUUGGUCGUCCCCCUAGCAAAGCUGUGAAUCCGGAUGAAGCUGUAGCUGUAGGUGCAGCCAUCCAAGGAGGUGUGUUGUCCGGUGAUGUUAAGGAUGUGCUCUUGUUAGAUGUAACACCACUGUCAUUGGGAAUUGAAACUCUUGGUGGAGUCUUCACAAAGCUGAUACCCAGAAAUACAACAAUUCCAACAAAGAAAAGUCAGGUAAGCAACUGAAAGAAAAUAUCUGCUCUUUGGGGCCGCAUGCAUUUUAUAUGCAAGUAAUAUCAUUCAAUGUUUGUCUUGGUUUCAUUUUUCAAUCUAUUUUUGUUUUAAGAUGUAUUAGAGUAAGAUUAAACAUAAGUCUUAGUUGGUUGAUUUGAUUUCCAUACCAUUACAACUGGAAUCAUAAGGAAGGAUUCAUGAUAAUUAUUUUCCAUGGUCAGUGACCUAAUGAGUGUGUAUGUUCAAUGAUGUAACCAAAAUAAAGGAACUUUUUUCAAGACUCCACUUUUAACUUCUUUCAAUUUCAUUUCAAAAUCUCUUUUUCCAAAAUUUCGCUUGCCAAGGUGCACUCGAGGUGCAGCUUACAUUGUAUCUGCGAGUGAGCUUAUACACCAGUUUUUGCGGUGUUCUAAUUUGUGUUGUAUUCAAUUUAAAUAUCAAAAUAUGGGUAAAAUGAAAAGACAUUCUUAUAUAAAUAUUGUGUAUCUACCUGGUUUGGUGACUUUUAAUAAUCAAGAAAACUUGGGAAUACACAGUAAAAGCAAUGUGCUUGUACAUGUACAUGUACAUGAAAGACUUUCUUAGUGCUAAUUUACUUAACUGUACAGUUUUGUUAUGGUUUGUUUUCAGGUGUUUUCCACAGCAGCUGAUGGCCAAACUCAGGUGGAAAUCAAAGUACACCAAGGAGAGCGUGAAAUGGCUGCUGAUAAUAAGCUACUGGGGCAGUUCCAACUGGUAAGGGGGCAAGACUUGACAACUGUCUCAUGGAACACUGUUGUUGGCCCUUGGCCAAAAUACUAUAAUGUUAAAAAUUAACCGCCAAUUUAGGAUGUAAUGAUAGGAAAGACAUGAUGGCACAAGGAUGUGUGACGACAUAGUGGUUAAACAUAAGUGAUACACAAGUAGAUCAAUUCUGGCCCACUGCAUGCCGAUUUCCCACACAAAAUUUCAAAACAACUGCUGUCACGUAAAAUAAGUGAAAGAAAUGUGAAACAUCUAUAGAUAGAAAAUGUUUUCAAGGGACAGGAACCAUGAUAAGCUUCUCUAAGGUAUCUCUGUCUUUUGUUAUACUUAUAGUUUGGACAAUUGCAACCAUAACUUCUGUUGUGAUUUUUUUCAUGGAAUAUAGGUUGGAAUUCCUCCUGCCCCUCGUGGUGUACCACAGGUGGAAGUGACUUUUGACAUUGAUGCCAAUGGUAUUGUGAAUGUAUCUGCCAGAGACAAAGGAACAGGCAGAGAACAACAAAGUAAGUCACUGCUUUGUCACAUUUUGAAUUUACAGUUACAUGUAGAAUACAUUUAGUUUUAGUGAGUGUAGUAUGGUGAUGUUAGAAGGUUGUUCCUCGGUCUCUUGUACUGAUGGAGAGGCUUCCUGUUUGCAGUUGUCAUCCAGUCAUCUGGAGGACUGAGCAAAGAUGAAAUUGAAAACAUGGUGAGAGAGGCAGAGAAACACGCUGAUGCUGACAGACAACGGAAGGUAAGUGGAGUGAAGAUACAUGUAAAAAUACAGUACAUAUGUACAAGUUAUGGGGAGAAUAUAUGGUCAUUAUUUUUUCUGGGAAGGGGAAGCGGUGGGAAUUUGGACUUUGGUUGUGUCACAAAGGAAUUUUGACUGAUCUCUCCAUAAGGCUUUCUAGUAUUCCAAUGACCUAAUGACCUCCCUCACUGACUUCCUUUCUUCUCUCCCCCCCCCCCAUGAACUUUGUCAGUGACGACUGAGCCCUCUCUCCCCACUGCUCUCCUUGAAAAUCAAGUGAUUCCCCAAAAUCCUCCAUCAACCUCGGCCCCCACAGGGGAUAAAUAAAGAAUGAUCGAUGGUUCCAAGGGCAAAGGUUUUUGCACUGAAAACAGGUACAUUAUGGAAGAUCUUUCAUUUUCAAAGAUUUUUGUUAAUUUAGUGUACAUGUUAAUUGGAGACUUGUCUUUUUAUUUUCCUCAGGAUCUAACAGAGGCAGUGAACCAGGCUGAAGGAAUCAUCCAUGAUACAGAAACGAAAAUGGAAGAAUUCAAAGAUCAGCUGCCAAGUGAUGAGGUAAAAUUGGCUUCACAGUGAAGUCUGUGUCUGCCUUGAAGAGCAAUUUUCAAUUGAGUGUUGAAAGUAAUCCAAGAUUGGAUUGGGUUUGCUUUACUUUACUCUGUCAUUGGUCCAGAAACCUGUACCACUCUUUCAACCAAUCAAAUGCAAUGGGUGGAAGAGACCUGGGUUGGGUCACUUGCCGUUUUUCAAGGAGGAAUCUUUACCCUUUCCCUCCCAGCGGUGACCCAAGAGGAGUUUCUUGUUAAGACUUAUUCCAUUUUCCCAUUAGAAAGAAAUUGUCAAGCAGAUGAAAUUGGUCGAUUUAACACCGAAUUUUUAAGGGUCAAAUAAUUGGAUUAAUUUCAGCAGUACUUUUGAAUCCUAGAUAAUGGGCCACAAGCCUGAAUGUCUUUUCGCUAUUUUUUUUUUUUUAAUAUAACAGACUGAUAAGCUGAAAGAAGAGAUAAACAAAGUGCGUGAGGUGCUGGCGAGAAAAGACAGUGAAACAGCCGAGUCCAUUCGACAAGCCUACAGUGAAUUGCAACAGAAGUCACUCAAACUGUUUGAAAUGGCAUACAAGAAGGUACAGUUGUGAUUUUAUCGAUGAGGUGCGAUUUACUUAUGAAAAAAGAAGUUUAAGGAGAAAGUACCGGGCGAAACUUUACGUCCAAAUGUAUUAGAGCUGAUUUCGACUCUGAAAUGGGGAGCAGGAGAUGAUGUUUAGCAACAGCAACUAAUUACCAGAAAAAAAGAUGCUCUAGCAUGAUGCUCUUGCCCAUUUUACUGAAUUCCCACAGGCUCAAAUCAGCUCUUGGGAAAUGAGAAUUUGCGCGCAGCUUUUAUCCAGUUAUAAUAGACAACGAGGGUCGUAUAUUUUGAUUUUCCUUUGUGUCGUCUUGUAUAUUUUCUUUUUGCUCAUGAACUCACGCCACGCCCUUCCCAGUCAAUCAUCUUUCUCGUGUGUUUGUUGUAGAUGGCCUCCGAGAGGGAAGGUGGAGCCUCGUCUUCAGGUAGCGAACAAACCGUAGGCACUGGUGAAGAGGAGGAGAAGAAGAAAGAAGAAAACUAAAUUAUUCGAAUUAGUUCAAUCCACGAUCUCUGCCUUCCAAGAAUUGCUACUAAAACAUAAUUGAUAAUCCCAUUGGAUUCUUGAGUGGCUGGAGAUCAUGGGCCACUUGAAAUAUGACAUCAUACCAAGAAGGGACUUGUUUCAAGCGACGAUUUUGUGUCAGGAAUAUUGAUAACAUGAUGACAUUUGGCGAUCAUCUUGCUUUUAAUACAUUGGCGUGUUCAUUUUAAAAAUGGGGUGUCGUGGCUGUGUUGCUCGUUGUAUUCACACGCACUCUGCUUAGUAGAUGGUGAAGUUACUGAACGUAAGAGUACCAGGUUUUGUACGUAAGUGUUUGUUGCAUUCAUUCAGUGAAUCAGUUAUAAUUUGUAAGAGUCAAGAAAGGGUGAUUUAAGAUCAUCUUCUCUUGUUAGAACUUAAAUGCUGUAUUGUUGUGUUGGUAUUCAUGUACCUAAGUAGAAGACCUUCUCUUAGACAACUGGUGCGAUGGAAAACUGGAAGUUCCCCCUGUAAAGUUCCACUUGCACGGAUCUCGCGCGGACCAAAAAGUGUCACGCAGGCCGAUGAAUAACGUGAAAGCUUAGCGCGCGCAAGCGAAUCUCGAUUCUUCGAGGGGCUCCUGCAAGAAUGCGCGUCAAUUAAUUCGAGCAUAUUCCAUCCCAUUGUACUUUGCCGGUUUGUUUUGCAUCUCUCCUAAAAGCCGAUAUCAAGGGGCAUUUAUUGUUCAUAGCUCCUCUGCUUUUGUUAAAAAUGGUGUGCAAAGAGAUAGAAAGCCCAUUAUCAUAUCUCGCUCGGUGAAUAAAGAAAUACUUGAAUAAACGCGAAG